Haplochromis burtoni (Burton's mouthbrooder) is the source of this 832-nucleotide messenger RNA. It is a transcript of the gene prlh, whose product is annotated as prolactin releasing hormone. The transcript is spliced from 3 exons. The record is from RefSeq and is a predicted model, not a curated record. NCBI's taxonomy places the organism in Eukaryota, Metazoa, Chordata, Actinopteri, Cichliformes, Cichlidae. Gene Ontology annotation, biological process: feeding behavior; G protein-coupled receptor signaling pathway; response to peptide hormone. Gene Ontology annotation, molecular function: prolactin-releasing peptide receptor binding; neuropeptide hormone activity. The coding region runs from base 152 to 418 and encodes 88 amino acids.
UCUGAACACUUUCUCUUGUAGUCUUAUUUCAAGCCAUAAAUUUAUUUUUCUUGCCUUUCCUGCCCAGACAAAGUCCUACACCUGUUUGCGUCAGCUGACUCUUACAGGGACGUAGCAAAGCAACCACUGAAGUUUGGUUCUGCAGGUCAACAUGUUUCGAAACGAUGGAGCUAAAAUGAGGGUGUGUGUGAUGCUGUUUGUUGUCUUGCUGUUGAAUGGAACUCUGAGUGAAUCUCAGAGAGAUGGCUCUGUCAUUAUUAGAGAUCCAGACAUCAGUGCCUCCUGGUACACAGGCAGGGGGAUCAGACCCCUUGGGAGAUUUGGUCGAAAAGCUGCAAGAAGAAAUGAACUUCUGGCUUUCAUCACAGCGAGAGUUUAUAGACCAACAGCUGACAGUGGCGUUUGGAUCACACAAUGAGAACACUGUGGAUCAUUGAAUAGCUGCUAUGCUCUCAUUUUUUUAGGUUAAGUAAUGGAAUUGGUCUUAGAUUUAGGAGUUUUCUAACAUUACAUUCAGUUAUUUUCUGUAAAUUCUGUAUAAAUAAUUUGUUUUCUGCUCUACAAGCAUGGGGAUAAAAGAACAUAUGUAAGAAAAGCAGCAUGUAAAGUUGAAAGUGUUACAAUUAAAGGAAUCCAUGAAUUAAUGGAACAUAUAUUCUGACCUCUGAGACUGAAAAGGUUUGAUCAAUAAUGAAAUUGUUUGUUUUAUGAAUUAUCAUAAAACAAACAAUUUCAUUGUUGACAGAAAUGCUCCAACAAGAACUGACAACAAAACUGGAUGAAGGCACCGUGUAAUACAGAUACUCUUCAUACAGUGGCUUGCAAAAGCAUU